AUGGAAUCCGCCUUCCCUGAUUCCGAUGCUGUUGAGCGGCGGCUGGUAGUGAAAGGAACUGACGAUCUUGGCUUAGAUGGCUUUGCUCCUGGGGAACAUCAUUUAUCGAUAGUCAAGCUUGUGAUUCGGAGUUGUCGACCCGUCAUUUCCAGUCGAGUCAAGCAUCCCCCUCUUCAUCGCAGUCGCUCAAGACGUUGUAUCGAUGGAGUGAGAUCAGGGCUUCUCCCUCUACCCGAGCGAGGGAUCAGUAAGCAAGCGGGCGAACCACAUCUGUUCCAAUUCCAGAGGCUUUCUCCGAUCGAAGUCGAAUCCAAUGGCCAUCGAUUCCUCCCCGGAAUCGGUUUUUUGCUCGGGCUGUAA
Striga asiatica is the source of this 360-nucleotide messenger RNA. The record is from the annotation of a GenBank genome assembly. Lineage: Eukaryota; Viridiplantae; Streptophyta; Magnoliopsida; Lamiales; Orobanchaceae.